AAACGCAGUGCACACAUUUACAGUGAAGAGAUUCGGAAGAUUCGAGUCACUGAAUCAAAACUAUGCCCAGUUCCAAACAACUCUGCUUUGAAGUGGUCCAACAGGUGGGUGGAGCAGAACGCAACUAUUAUGACGUCAUGGCAACUGGCUCCCACUACACACACACACACACACACACACACGGUCCAUUAAACAUGUAUUUGUCAUCCAGGCUGAACCGCUUUAAACCCUGUCGAGCAGCUGAAGGAGGGUGUUUCAGUGAGUGUUUGAGGACAGUCAGCUUGAGUGACUGACGGUAAAUGGAGUCCAUCCAAGAAGCGCAGUAGAAGCGAUGCCACCGGUUUGUCUCCGACUAGAACUUGUUUAUGGUUUAUAGUCGAUACUAUUUGAUCGGUCAGCAAUCAAUCAACAGCAGCAGCGGAGGUGAAAACACCGGGGUGCUUUCUGCUCUUCUGUCAUAUAGGCACUUCCCAGUUUGUCUGUGUUUUGAGUUCAGACGGACCUCCCCUCCACCCACACCAAGAUGCACAUGAAUAGCUUAUUAAACCAGUGCACGGAGAUCUCCAGGAUGUGUGAAGUGGACGUUUCGUCUGAGCCCACGAGCCCGACACUCUGCAAUGAGUCUUCUGACACGUACUGCCAUGUGGACCGCUGGCAGAAAUUGCGCACUGCUGUCCGCAAGCUGGAGUUCUGGGAGAACUUCACACAUGAGCUGAUUGGCAGUGGAUUCUUCUCGAAGGUCUACAAGGUGAUCCACAACACCACACGGAAGGUGAUGGUAGUAAAGAUAUAUAAGAAUGAUGUUGAUCAGGACAGCAUUGUACGAGAAAUCAGCCUGCUGCAGAAACUUUCACACCCCAACAUCGUGAGGUAUCUGGGUAUUUGUGUCAAAGAAGACAAGCUGUACCCUAUUCUGGAGUAUGUGAGUGGAGGAUGUCUAGAGGAGCUGUUAGCCAGGCAGGAUGUGCCUUUGUGCUGGAGAGAGAAAGUAGACCUGGCCUCCGACAUCACCAGAGGGAUGAUUUACCUCCACUACAAGAACAUUUACCACAGGGAUCUCAACUCUAAGAACUGUCUAAUAAGGAUGACUGCGAGAGGCAGAGAGGCGCUGGUCACAGAUUUUGGUUUGGCACGAGAGGUUGUUGAGCUUCCAUCAAAGGACCGGAAGCUGUCUCUUGUAGGCUCUGCAUUCUGGAUGGCCCCUGAGAUGCUGCGUGGAGAACCGUAUGACCGCAAGGUGGACGUGUUUUCUUUUGGGAUUGUUUUAUGUGAAAUUCUGGCCAGGAUCCCAGCAGACCCAGAAAUCCUUCCAAGAACGCAGGACUAUGGUCUGGAUGUAUCAGCGUUUAGGAAAAUGGUCAGUGGGUGUCCUCAGCGUCUUUUGGAGCUGGCAGCCAGCUGCUGUCUACUCGACGCAUUCAGAAGACCCUCGUUCACAGAGCUUCAAGAUGAGUUGGGGGAGAUUGCUGAGAGUUUGGAAACUCCUCACUCUGAGCUCACCACAGGCUGACCACCCUAUGCUAUCCCAUCAGCCCCUGCAGUCAGACACACACACAGAUGAAGUUCUGUACAUAGACAUUAGUGCAAUGACAAAAGCAGCAAAACUUUCCGACUGGAUUGUCUGGUCUCUAUUUAUUAUGGACGCUCUGAAAGUGACUACAUGGCCCUACUGUUCGGCACAGCUGUACAUAGCAUAUUCUGUGCAAUAAAUAGUAAUUGUAUAUCAAGAGAAAUGUCGUAUCAGGUUCCGGCUAAAAUGUUUACCUGUUUGCAGUGUCAUCUACAAUGCUACAGAUUUUUUAAGUGUAUUGUAUGUUUUGUAUAGGAAUCAUUUUAUAUUCAAAAACCCAGAAUUAAGGUUUGAGGAUAAAGCUAACCAUUGAUAAAAGGACUAACUUUUAAAUAACCAAAUAAUAUUUUCAUAAGCUUCAGUAAAUGAUCAAUUAAGAAAGUGAUUUAUACUUAUUUUGGUACCAACUUUCUAGUUAGGAAAAAAGCGCACUUGCAUUGAUUGAUUUUUGAAAAGUGAUGAGAGCGCGCUUUUUUUUUUUUUGUAAACAAUAUGAGCAAGCACUCUUAACUUGUGGUUUUGCUUUCACUGGAAGCUGAACUGCUUAUUUCUAGAAAUUCUCCUCAAGAGUCAUCAGGAUGAAGUCUUUUCCCUGCCUGCAGGUGCCUCCGUGCUGCUGGAUUGUACUGCCAAUUGUUUUGUUAACAAUUAUCCAUACAAAGCUUUAGUAUUUCAUAUUUGCACGCAGGUUUUAUGUGUUCAUUUUAGUUUCCUUUUUUUUUUUUUUUUUUGCAGUUUGUUGCGAGUCAUCAGCACAAAUAUAUGAAUCCAAGCUUAAGAUGGCACUCCAAUAAACAGUGACGACAAAUUUCUCUUUAAACGUAAAGUGUCUCACAUAAUUUGUUCAGAUGGGUCGUUAUUGAAUAAAACAUGUGGUUGAAUUUUUCUAAAACUGGAUGAGGUUUGCACAAAUCAGAAAACCUGACAAGCAUAGAGGGAAAAAAAUCACUUGGUAAUCCUAAAGUCAGUAUCACUAACCAUAUCAAAUGCAUAAUCUGACUGUUAUUUUUUUUAGUGAUGGUACAAUAAAUAUGCAUUUAUCAUUUACUCA
This is a messenger RNA of Danio rerio (zebrafish), 2621 nucleotides long. The record is from RefSeq and is a predicted model, not a curated record. Lineage: Eukaryota; Metazoa; Chordata; Actinopteri; Cypriniformes; Danionidae.